AACAUGCUGAACAUGAUGGACUACUCGCAACUGGUACCUAUCAGAGACCUUCAGGUUCUGAAGAACCUGUAAUGGAAAAAUCUAGAGUAGCCAACCAAUUUCAACUCAAUAAGACUCCUGAAUCCUAUCAGCCCCAACAACCUUAUAAGGCAUUACAUUUUCAACGAAAGGACAGUAAAGAUUUAUGUAAUGACGAAACUUUUGGAACAAAUGGAUAUUCAAAUGGGGUCAGAACAGAAGAGUGGAGGAGAAGAGAAUCCUUUGAGCUUAUAAGAAAGCAACAACAGAAAGCACUGCAAGAGAAGCAAAAACAGAUUCCUGAUAACCACAAACAAAAUCUUGAUGCUGGUAUUGUUUCAUUACUUGAUAGUUCUGCUGAUAAGAAGAACAUAAUUGGCAAAGCUGAUGAAGAAGAAGUGCCUUCAAAGUCUCAGAUUGAAUCUUCUAGAGUUUCUACACACACUUCUCUACCACGACCACUUGUACCACCUGGCUUUGCCACUAUGCCACUGGACAAAAUCCUCCCUGCUCAAUCUCUUUCCUGUGCAUUGGAGGCCCCUAUUACUGAUACUGUUAGCAGUGGGCAUCUAGAUAGCAUACAUGAUGAUCAGGAAAAGUUUCAUUCAUUAGACAUCAUCUUUGAUGAUAGUGUGAAAAAAAUUGUUGAAGACUUCUCUUCCAAAACCUCUGCCCUUGAGAAUGUCAAUAAGGUUCAGGGAGGAGUCAUGAAGAAUAAUGUUUCCGACAUGGAAAAAAUUGAGUUUGAGGGUGCAAAUUCAUUUGUUGACAAUUCUGUUUCCAUAUUGGAAAGGUUGCUUGGUGGUUCUCUACACACUUCUAGCAGCUCUGCCACUUCUGCUGCAGGUUUUAACAUGGAUGAAGAACCAUGGACGCCUUCACUUUCUGAAUCUUCCAAGUUUUCGAGUUGGUCUGUUGAAGAAAACAAGCUUUCUGAAGAUUUAUCAUCGAAGAAUUUACUUUCUUUAAUCACUAAUAAGGGUAAAGUUGGCUCUUCAACUUCAAUAGUUUCUCAUGACAAAUUAUUUAAUCAUUUGGAACCAGACAGUAUCACUUGUAACAAUGCUAGACAUAAAUUUGAUGCAUCUCCUACAACUGCUUUGAUGGUUGAGGUCGCUGAACAAUUUCAUCAAAUUGAUAAGCCAGAUCAAAAUCAUGUUGUACUUACAUGUGAGGAGCUUGAGCAGUCCAUCUUAGCUGAUUUAGAAGGCAGGUCAAAUCUGCAGCAUGUUGUGCACAGACCUGGGAUAGUCACAGACGAAAACAUGAAACAUCUAAAAUCUGAUAUUGAUGAUGAAGCAUCACAACAUCUUCUUUCUCUAUUACGAAAGGAGGCCAAGAAGGAGAAGGAGAAGGAGAUGCCAUUUGGAACUGGGGUAGAUGUUGAAUUCUUGGAUAAAUUGUCUUUAACUGAUAAAAGUUCUCCUUAUCUAGCAAUUCCUGAUAAAAACACUACUGAGAUAAUAUUCAGCUCUGAGAAGUCCAUGAUCCUUGAAGCGUUAUUUGGAGCCAAUUUUAUGAACGAGCUCCAAUUUGCUCAAGCUCCAGUUUCUACAAGAAGAGCAGUGAUAGAUGAUGAAACCAACAUUGAUGCCUUGCUAUCAUCGGUUGGAUUGCCAUUUCCAAAAUCAGAUGCUAGUUUCUGUUCUAGGUCUGGCAAUUGUCAGCUGAAGAAGUUUGUUCGUCAAAUUGACAUUGCACCUCUUAGCAAGGCUGGUCUUGAAGAAAAAAAUUUGGAAUUCCACUUGCCAGAUGAGGAUAGUUUGAUUAUUGAGAGUGACAUUUUGGAACCGGUGAUCUCAGAUCAUUUGCCCUUUGUCGAAACAAGUAAAAAUAAGGAGCUAGUUUCCAAAAUAAAUGUGGAACAUCUCAAAGAUAAAUUGCUAACUGGUAUUCCAAAGGGAGACAUACGAAUAUCUGUGUUGGAUGCUACUUUACAGAGACCACAUAACCUGGACCGUGCUUGUGCUCUUAAGCAUCAUUGCCAGGGAAUGAAAGCAUCUCAUACCAUUAAUUACACUAGAACUCUACAUCCAUUGUUGCAACAUCUCACAAACAGGAAUCAGCAAAUAAAGCAUAUUGGCUCUCAACAAAAUUUAAAUGUCCCUCAAAAUUUUCGUGAGAAUGUUGUUCCUCAUAAUGUUUCCAAUCAUGCCAUUGGUCCCACUUCCUAUGACAUGAUGUCACAGCAGAUGUCAAUUCCCAGAAACUUUCAGUACCAACUGCCUCUCCCAGGUUUUGCAAGAGGUAUACAAUUACCGUGUCAGAUUAUUUUUUUGCAACGGUAUCUACCAAAGACAAACAAUGUGGACAACAUUCCAUUACAGCAACAGCAGCCAACCGGUAGUAGUUCUGGAAUUGGAAUUCCAGGUGCUGUCGCUGGAGGUGGAGGGAAUCAUCCAGAGGCAUUUCAAAGGCAUCCUUGCCCUGCAGCUGCUGGUCACAUUCCAAGUGUGUAUGGUCCAGAAUUUCGAUACAGAUGACGAUAAAACAAUGAAACCCUUGCGAUUCAUUAGUUGCUGCUGUUAUCUUGGUUUUCCUGUGCUUCUUUUUCACCUUUUCUCUUCUGUUUUGGUGAUGCCCAGAGUGUCAUUUCAAAUAGCUCCAGCCAAAGUCUCAAUCCAUUGGUCGUUCUCCCCUCUGAAAAGGAAAAAUAUGGGAAGAUUGGUAGCAAUUAAGAUAAGAGAAUUUUUUGAUACAUGUGUAUACAGGUAACCCUUCAUUUUACAUUCGAUUUCUGGCAUUCAACGUAAAAAAUUCCAUCUGGUUUUACUCCGCAAAGAAUAUGAAAUAAACUCGAGUCACUUCCAGGAUUGAGCUGGAUAUCUACAUUAAAAAUAAAUAAAUAAAUGAAAUAAACUCGAAAUUUUUACGUUAAUAUUUAUUGGAAAUUUGCGACGGUCUCUUU
Messenger RNA from Zingiber officinale, 2926 nucleotides. RefSeq lists its product as uncharacterized. Bases 72 to 2501 code for a protein of 809 amino acids. The record is from RefSeq and is a predicted model, not a curated record. The transcript has 7 exons. Lineage: Eukaryota; Viridiplantae; Streptophyta; Magnoliopsida; Zingiberales; Zingiberaceae.